Molecule: messenger RNA, 3548 nt
Organism: Guyanagaster necrorhizus
Lineage: Eukaryota; Fungi; Basidiomycota; Agaricomycetes; Agaricales; Physalacriaceae
Exons: 6
Coding region: 179-3448 (1089 amino acids)
Source: RefSeq, a predicted model, not a curated record
CUUUCUGCCACUACUCUCAACACCGUCGGGCGCGUCUCUAUCUGGUUCCGUAACUACUCCGGGAUCCAUACACCCUUAUUCCUUACUACUCCCAUUCAUCUCUCGCGACAACCACAGUACUUUCCAUAGUUUUGUCGCCUUUUUUCUUCAACGGACGCGACUUAUUCUAUCAUUCAACAUGGCUGCGAAGACCCCGUCGCGUUACGGACGGUCGGCUAGCCCUGGACUUACACCGGGAAGACGCGUUACGAGCCCAACGUCGUUCUCGACUUCAAGCUAUUCACCUACAAUCACCGGCGCGCAGAAGCUGAACGUCGUGACUCGGGUCACGAUUGAGGGCAAGGCACAUAGAGACAAAGAUGCAGCGAACAUUAAGAUGUACCUCAAGAUGUCCAUACCCUUAGACCAAGUUGAGCCCGGCACGACUAUCCCAUUGUUUCCUGAGGAGAAUAUCAAGGUUUCACUAUCUCAAGUGCAUCCUCUCGACAACAACUCUGUCCCGUAUCACUUUUCUUCCGCUGUGUCGCCGCUCUUGAAUAAUGCCGCUCGAGCCCUGAAUCUUCCUGCGAGGUCUCCAGAAUCAUUCAACGAAGCGUUCAAUCUAUCCCCGAGCGUCAUUAACGCCUCGACAUCAACUGCUUCCGCUCGAUCUUCAAAAGGGAAUACAUCGAGCGAUGCUCCUGGGGUUGUGGACGAGCGGUAUACCGGCAAGAUUCUCGUCAGCGGGUACAAUAUAUCCUACGUUCUCCCCAAAGCAUUCCCCCAGUCCUCUGAACCUCACUCUCGGAUCUCGUUUGGAAGUCGCCGCGGGUCCGUUGGUGAUCGGAAUCACGUCCAGUUCAUGGCCGCCAUUGAGCUGAUGGUUCCGUACGUCUCACGACCACCGCGAGCCCCGUAUUUGCUGUCCAUACCAACUCCCCGAUGCCUACACAAUAACAUCAAGCUACGGAUCUUUCCUCCCCGGGAUUCCUUGGCCUCCACAGCGUCGCUCUCUGAUGAUGAUGCGGGGUCGUGGGAUCUUACGUCUGAUCCCCACGUCAGUCGCCCCACGCGCACGUCCCGUACAACUUCGUACAACAACUUUGCAGACGAUGAGUCCAGUGAUUCCUCUGCCAGUGGCCUUCUCGAAGGUAUUGGUAUCCAGGGCACAUUUCCUAGUGCGGAGAGGAUACGAGUGAGGUGGGCGAAACCUUUGAAGAACAUUGCCAAUGGAGACUCAACUGGACGGUGGCAAGUCGGAACAAGAGAGGUCCAGGGUGCGAUGAUUUGCACUGUGAAAGGGAAAAUGAAGCACCCGGACAAAGAAGGUGUUGAAGGAAUCACCAUGGACGUGGAAUACAAGGGAACAUGCAAAGGCGUCUGGUUCCCCGGCGUUGCUACUCUCUUGGGGAUGGACGUUGGUCUAGUUUCGAAAGGCUCCGACGUGUCAUGGGUGACAGGCUACCCUAACAAUUGGCAGGUUACGGGCGGUACCGGUUUUACAGGUUUUGACGUAGGUACACCUCCGUCGACUGAUGACCAACGACAUGAUUCCUUUGAUUCCAACUCAUCUCAUGCUGUGCUCUCAGCAAUGGCAGCCAAAGAGUCCACCAAGGCAAACUCCGCCUCUUCAUCAACGUCAUCACUGCUCCGCGCACCCUUACCCGUCCAAAAUGUUGCUGACUAUUCCUUUGAGGGAUCCGCGUCUGCCAUAUCAUCAUUACCUUCAACAGGUGCGUCAAUGGCGGGCCUUUCCGCGUCGGAAUCAGUACCAUCACCUCCACCCAGUCAAGCUAUCACGUUGCACAUCAACAUGAACGAACUCCCCUCGCGUAACACGUUCACAUUCACGAUCACCGGCACCAUCCUUAUAACCCCCAAAACACCCGGAACGCCAUCUCCUAUACCAUCAGGAGACGAGUCUGAAUCAGAUCCUGAACCUGUUCUGCUCCCUGGAUUCACUGUUUUCGGUACAGAUUCCGAGGUUAUUUCAAUUAUUGUACGCAACGAGAUCGAUCGGGGCAGCGCCAAUGUGGAGGUGUACAACUCCACGGGUGAUUACCGGCGCGAUGCCCAAGUACGCAAGACGGUGCUCCAGAAAGGCGGCCACACUAAGUGCGGUGAUGGUGGGGGGAGGAUUGCCCUGCGUAGUGUCGCGGUUAACGGCAAGCUGCCUCCCAGCCGUCCACGAACACCCAGCAACCAAGGACAUCUAAAUAACUCGCACUCAUCUUCUCCCGCGCUGCUUAUGAAAAUGCUCUCUUCAAUGAACCAAACCAAACGGAAUAUGCCUGUGAUUAUCCCAUCCGUAACUGCAACGGUUACGCCACUUGUGCUGCGAGAGAGCUCGCGUCUCAGUGCUUACGCGGUACGGGUAAGUCUAACCGCAUUGGCGGAUCCGGAUUCGGAGUGGUUGGAAUUUGGACUAGGAUCUCUGGGGCAAACAUCUUCUUCGAACAGAAAACGACUGCCAAAGGUGGAUCUUGCGUGCGUUAGCGUAGAAGGUGUGCCUGUAAAGUACGAAGCCACUGCUGCUGCCAAGCAGGAACAGGAUGGUGACGUGCCAUUCGAGCAGAUGAGCGGGAAGGAGUGGAUUAGCUGGGUUCGAGUACACAUCGGAUCGAUGAACGGUGGUUCCGUUGUCGUGGACUAUGUCGUAAAGGUGGAUGACGACGGCGCGGGGAAGGGGAAGGGGAAAGCUCGAGAAGACGCGCAGUUCGAUGUGUUUCUUCCCACGUUUGCGGUGCCGAUUGGGAGGCUGGAGGUUAUUGUUGAGGAUGUCCCUGGACACGGGAUUACCUUUUUGGAUUCGAAUCUUCGGUAUCGUCAAGCCAGACGUCGCCUAUUGCACUAUUCUGGCGAGGAAUUUUUCUAUCCCCACCUUAGAUUGAUAUUGGAUUCCUCCCCUUCGAAUAGCAGCCCCCUAUCGUCCUGGUGGAAAUCAGGGCUAUAUAUGUGUUUAAUAUCCCUGGUCGUUUCGUGUGCCUUUUUCCUACCACUAUCCUCCGAGCUCAGACGCGUUGGCCAAUCCUUGGACGGCUACUCGUUUGUUCCAGGCUCCCAUUGGAACGAUGAACCUAGGCCUGUAAUCGUGACUACCACUGUGUAUUCGAAUACGCGACAGUGGAUCGCUGACGAGUCGGCGACUCCGGAACCAUCAAGCAGUGAAGAUAUCUAUUACGCUUCGCCCACUUCGUCUAUUACCACCACCACCACCACUAUCACUGCUACCGCCUCUGAAAUCAAAAUACCCAGGCCAGAAACACCACCGCCUCAGGCUACCUGGGAAUCGACAUCUUCGUCGUCUUCCCAAGGCCUACAACUUGACUACGACUGGGCAUCCUGGCAAACCCUUCUAGCGAUGUCUUGGGGGGAUCUACAUCCUCUUCGAGAUAAGCUUGUAGAAAGCCUAGAGUCUCUCUGGCAGAUCUUCAGGAAGGCGUAUCACUAUCCUUUACCACCUCCAUGACACUUUUUAUUCUCAGCUCUCGAUGUGUUGUUAUGUUUAUAAUGUGAUUUAUGUAGAAUGUACUGAGGCCUAAUAUAACGAUUUUCUUGGGAUAGUAUUU